This is a messenger RNA of Hermetia illucens (black soldier fly), 6815 nucleotides long. It is a transcript of the gene Cad74A, whose product is annotated as cadherin-23. Gene Ontology annotation, cellular component: catenin complex; plasma membrane. Bases 1051 to 6522 code for a protein of 1823 amino acids. Gene Ontology annotation, biological process: homophilic cell-cell adhesion. Gene Ontology annotation, molecular function: cadherin binding; calcium ion binding. The transcript is spliced from 8 exons. The record is from RefSeq and is a predicted model, not a curated record. NCBI's taxonomy places the organism in Eukaryota, Metazoa, Arthropoda, Insecta, Diptera, Stratiomyidae.
AUUAUCUUGAGUCAACUCCACAGGUAAAAACCUGAUUGUACUCAACGGACGGUGAGACUAGGAAUCGGAGUCUGGGACUGAGUAUUGGUCUUUUGUCCAAGGCAACGACUUCGAGGUGUAGUGCGAAACACGUCACACGUCUUUCGAAUAUUUCGUGUUCGGAAUUCUUGCCCGCUUUUGCAAAAAAGAAUAUUUACUAACAAGUUUAACGGUAACAAGAGUGCUACGCAUCCUUUCUAACCAUGUAACAUCCCUAUUGGCAUCCGAAGUGAGUAUCAUAAUAAGAAUAUCUUUUCAUCUCGAACGGGUGCUUCCAACCUAAUCUAUCCAUACCCGCAUGUAUGUAGGUUAUUGGGUUCGAGGACUUAACUUCCCAGUGAUGUCUCUGCCUAUGUGUUGCGUUUGAAAGUUUCUUUCCUCGUGACGCAUCGAAGUCUUUCUCUACUCGUUCAAACAACCCGGAAGUCUCGUCCACUGCAGUUUGCGGAUGUGGCCUUCAAAACAUCACACCUUCUUGCUAUCUUUUGUGCUACUUCUCGAAACCAAUUUGUGCCGUGCUUGUCGCUGAUCUGAGUUUCUAAUGCCCAUUGGAAACGUGCGGAAGAAAGUGCGUAAAGAGUAUGUUAGUGCCUAAAGAAGUGUGAAAAGUGUUCUGGCGUCUUGGUCACUUGAAAUGCGGAAAAACGAGGCAUUAUACUAGCCUAAAAUAUCUACUCGCGGUCGCUCACCCAGAAAGUUUGUCCGUUCCACUUUAGUGAUCCCCGCGAUUUCCGUUCGAGUGAAAAGUUAUUAUGUAAAUGAGAAGAAUAAGAAAAGGUGAUAAAAGAAGUUGCAAAAGCAUCCACGAUUGUUGCAUUCCAGAGAAGAGAAGAAGGCGUCAGCCCCAUCGCCGCUGAACCAUUCACUUUGCCGAUUUCCAACUGAAGGUCAACUAUUCGCAACUGUGCAGCGCUGCAGGCGUUAAAUAUCAGCAACCGGAUUCCAGUAUCAUUAGCAUCGAGUUGACCCUGUCUCUGUUGCUAACGGCGCCAUUAUUAUCAUCUCGGCGCUAUGCGGCGUAUCUCGAGCGAUAUCAGAUGGAUAACCUACUUCUUGGUGGUUAGCUGCUGCUACAUUCUCCCCAUUUCACGAUGCCAAAUUAUCAAUCGCUUACCACAUUUCAUACCUGGGUCGGGGGACAUGGCUCGGUUCAGCUUGUCGGAGAACACCACCGUCGGCAGUGUCGUUUAUCAGUUACGAGGUAGUGACCCGGAAGGUGAUAAACUGCAUUACAGCAUAUCAGGACCAGUUUUCAGCGUGAAUCGGGACACAGGAGUGGUGCGAUUACGUCAGGAGCUGGAUCGUGAAACGCAAGAUUCCGUGGAAGUAAUCAUAAGUAUCACAGAUGAAGGAGUCCUUGGCACGGAGCCCAACACUGUGUCAAUUCGAAGGGUCAUCCCGAUUCGUGAUUACAACGACAAUGCUCCGACAUUUGUUGGUCGACCAUAUACAGCCAAUGUUAGUGAAUCAACUCCUGCAGGAAGUUUUAUCAACAUCACAUCUCCGGUAAUAGUAACUGAUCGUGAUGAGGGUAUAAACGCUGAAAUCAAAAUCUCCUGUUAUUCGGGGGAAAAUCAUGAAAGCGAUAUCUGUGAAACCUUCCAAGUCACCAGCGAGAAGAUUUCAGAAGGAAACUACACAGCUAGUCUCAGUUUGUUGAAAAUGUUGGACUUUGAAACACGACCAUCUUACAUAGUAACGAUCAUGGCUAAAGAUAGUGCAACUACUAAUCCAUUGACUGCAUUCGCUUCGAUUUCAGUGAACGUUGUUGAUGUUCAAGACCAACCGCCAAUUUUCUUAAAUGCGCCGUACUCAGCAACCAUGGACGAAAAUACCCCAGAAGGAACAUCAAUUCUAAGAAUCAACGCAAUAGACGGAGAUACAGGAAACCCACGACCACUGGUCCUCUCACUUGAAAAUGAGAACAUGGGCCAUUUCAAACUAGAACCUAUUGGAGACCCUACAGAAGGAAAGGCAAUUCUCCUGACCACUGCCACCCUAAUCGAUCGAGAAAGCCCUGAAAUCCUUCAAAAUGGAGGCGUUUAUACAUUCAACGUUAAAGCGACUGAGUUGGCAGGCAACGAACUUACAGAAGACUUUUCAAUUACUCAAGUGACAAUCGUAGUAACAGAUGUAGACGACCACUUUCCAGAGUUUAACCAACACUUGUAUGAAGUCUCAAUUCCAGAGAAUUUGGAAGCAGAAACUCCACUUCCUGGACUAUCAAUAUUCGUUGUAGACAAGGAUCUCGGUGCUAACAGUCGAUACAAUUUGUCAUUAAGAAAUGUGAUGAACGCCAACGAAGUGUUUGCAGUGAGUCCCACAUAUGGAGAAGAAAGAACUCCAGUUGUCAUCAAAGUAGUGGAUCCUUCAAAACUGGACUAUGAUGUUGAGGAUGAAUCACUAAGGACCUUGAUUUUCGAUAUUGUCGCCUCAGUGCAAGGGCUGGAGUUGGCUUUAGCCAGAGUAACUGUCAAUUUACAAGAUGUAAACGAUAAUGCUCCAGCAUUUGACCAGCUGAGCUACCAAAUUUCUGUUGAAGAAAAUACCGCGAUAUCGACAAAAAUUGCAAACAUAACAGCAACCGAUCGGGAUUCCGCAGAUUAUGGAAACGUGACUUACAUCCUCAAAGGGUUCGGAAGUGAUUACUUCUACACAGAUCGAUUGACUGGUGGAAUAUAUGUGAAGAAAAACUUGGAUUAUGAAAAGCAAACCAGUUACAGUUUGAGCAUAGUUGCUGUAGAUGGGGGUGGUCUCGAAACCAAUGCUAAUUUGCAGAUCAAUGUAAUCGACCUGAAUGAUAACUCCCCCGAGUUUGAAUCCACGGAAUAUACACGGACAGUUCGAGAGGGUGCUAGCGAAUUUGAACCACAGUUUUUCGUUCGGGCUACAGACAGAGAUGGGCCUACCCAGGGCGGAUCAAAUGUAACCUACGCUAUCGACUCAGAUAAUAGUAUCUCAGGAAAUGUGUUUUCGAUUGACGAAAUUACUGGUGAAAUACGUUUCAGAAGAAUUGCUAAGUCGAUGGACACAGAGAGAGGCGAAUAUGAACUGGUUGUUUCAGCCAAAGAUCAUGGAAUACCACCAUUAAGCAAUACAACUCGAGUUCUAGUACGCGUUGGCAUAUCUGGAAACCAACGACCAGUUUUCAAAGGUCAUUUUCGGAAUACCGAAAAACUGCCUGUUGUCGGGCCUCCAAGCUACCGAGCAUCGAUCCCUGAAAAUGCCAAACCUGGUGACAAUGUAACAAUCGUAUCGGCCUCCGACCCUGAUGGACUGGAUGAGCUUCUUACCUACAGAAUUGUUGGUGCUAAUGAUAACUUCGUUAUAGAUGAAAAAAGCGGACUCAUCAAAGUUUCACCACAGGCUCGACUCGACCGGGAUUCAAAUCCAAACGAUUUUCAAAUAAUUGUCAACGCUGUGGAUGCAGGAUUUCCAAUACCUGAAACAGCAACAACGACGGUCUAUGUUAAGAUAGAAGACAUCAAUGACAAGCCCCCCAAAUUCAGCCAAACUAAUUAUAUUGCCUACAUAUCAGAGAGAUCAGAGAUAGGGUCGGAUGUCUUACAAGUUAUUGCUACCGAUACUGACUUAGAUGCAAAGCUUGAAUACAAAAUUAAGGAACCCAUGAGAGCUACGAGCAAAGCCGGUGUCCCUGUAAGCCAAAGUUCAUACAAUAUCAAGACACUUUUCAAAAUUAAUAAAGACACUGGCAUGAUUUCCGUGAAUGGAACUCUGAACCACGAUUUAGCUGCUGUAGUCAUUUUAACAGUUCAAGUAACAGAUUUAAACGCUUUUUUGAACAAGGAACAUCAAGUUGCAACGGCUGACGUGACGAUCUAUGUUCAAUCCUUCAAAGAUACUAACCCUGUUUUUAAAAACAAAGGCUGGACCAGUGCUAAGCCCGUAAUAAGCAUCCGCAUCAAGGAAGAGAUGCCUAUUGAUUCUACGGUGUUCACUCUUCAAGCUGAGGACCCUGUAUUAGGAAGGCCCAUAAAUAGCUUUGUUAUAACAAGACCUGACUCUGGAGGCUACUUUGAUUUAAAUGACCGCACUGGAGAAAUUAUGUUAAGAAAACGACUCGACUACGAAAACCUAACAAGCAACCAUUUAUCUAUGAAAGUUAAGGCAAACAGCAAUGAUGGUGGCCGCUCUUCUGAGACUGAACUAAAUAUCACUGUGAUCAACGUUAACGAUAAUAACCCGAUAUUCGACCAGCCUGAGUACAAAGCGACUAUAGUGGAAAAUGAGAAAUAUCCGAAGAAAAUAAUAUCUGUGCAUGCCACUGACCUCGACGCCACCCUUAACGAUUACGACGACAAGAUUGGUUUUAACACAGUAUCGUACUCACUUCAGGGAGAACACGCGAAUCUAUUCCAAAUCCAUAAUAUUUCGGGCGAAAUCACUAUCGCACCCAAUCAAACGAUUGAUCGGGAGCGCACUCCUCUAAUUAAACUGAAAGUCAAAGCUGUUGAUGCUCCAGGAAUGCCCACCGAUUCGAAAACGGGGACUGCUAAUCUUUUUAUUGAUGUACUAGAUAUUAACGAUAAUCCUCCCAAGUUUUCUCAGGCAAGUUUCACAGCAGUAAUUCCGGAGAAUGCUGCUGUUGACUCUUUUGUUACGAAGGUGAUCGCAACGGAUCCAGAUGACGGGCCUGGAGGAGAAAUACGAUACGACUUUCUUAACGAAGGUGAAGUUAACGGACUGCUUAAAUUAAACCCUGUGACUGGGGAGAUACGAGUUUUGAAACCCCUAACAGGAAAGGGACGAUCUGAUCCCUAUGAAAUGGUUGUGAGAGCGCAAGAUAAUGGAGGUCAAGUUCCAAAACAAACAUCUUUGUAUAGUGAUGCUAGUCUUAUGUUAUUCAUUGGAGAUGUCAGCGCUAAUGAUGGUAUUCCAUAUUUCAUAGAACCAAAGAUUGGACAGUUCGCAAAUGUUUCCGAGAAUGCUACCAUCGGUUCGCCAGUAUUCCAAGUGAUCGCGAGUGAUCCAGACAGCCCCUCUACUCCUUCUGGAAUGUUAACGUACAAAAUCCAGGAAAAUACUUUGGAUGCCAGUGCAUUUCGCAUUGAUCCAGAUACAGGUCUUAUAACAACAAUGAUUCUUCUGGAUCGGGAAGAAAAGGAUCGCUAUAAAAUUAUAUUGGAAGUAUCAGAUAAUGGAGAGCCACGUCAAUCUGUAACCAGCGUGCUGAAUAUCAACAUUUUGGAUAUCGACGACCAUAAACCUCGAUUUGAUCGUGAUGUGGACGCCGAACCCCUCGAAAUGGAAGUAACGGAAGAAGAGCCAACCGGCACAAUUGUUGGCAACAUAUCAGCUGUGGAUGAAGACAUAGGUGAAAAUGGUGCUAUUGAUUAUAUAUUCGUGGACGGCAACGAGGAAGGCUACUUUGAAAUGUUAAGAACGGACGAAAAUAAGGCGAUCAUAAGAACUAAUAAAAAAAUUGACCGGGAAACAAUCAAUAAAUUUAUCCUAACCGUCAAAUGUUUUAAAUAUGGCUUGAACCCUCAAGAUAUCUCCAGAUCGGAUUAUACAAAAGAGGAUUUAUCUGAAAUUCAAGUUUUAAUUAAAGUUCUUGAUAUUGACGAUCACCUCCCAGCGUUCCUUCAAAAGAAUCCUGCCAUCGGUGUUCGAAUAAAUGUUCCAGUUGACACCGCCAUAGCCACAAUCAAUGCUGAGGACCAGGAUCCUGAUGCCUUGCCCGUAGUCUAUUCACUUGAAAACAUCACAUUCAUUCCUCAGUUCUAUAAGCGUUACAAUAUUUCACCGAAUUCCUACAAGGAACUUUUCACGUUGAACAAUCAAACGGCCGAAAUAAGGACCAAUGGUAGUUUAUCCGACUUUGUUGAUGGAUACUUUGAAUUGCUGAUCAAAGCCAAUAAUUCACACAAAGUUAAGCGAUUUUCCACGAAUCGUGUCAAAGUUUUCGUUAUCCGAGACAAGUCCUUAUUGCGAUUUGUCUUCUCGCGACCACCAGCUGAUGUCCGAACCGCAAUUCCGGACUUCCAGCAGAAAGUUCAGGCUAAACUGAAACCACUGAAACUGGAACUUCAUGUUUUCGACACCCAAGUAUUGACGAAAGCUGAUCACAGCCUGGAUUUCAGUGCCACUAGUUCCUGCUUCCAACUAUUCAAGGAUGGCUCGGCUUUGACUUUGAAUGAAAUGACCAAAGUAAUGGACGGAGAAAACCUGAAAAACCAACUUUCGGAUAUCUACCGUGAAUUUGAUGUUAGUCAGGUGGAGUCGUGCUCUGUGAAGCGAAAAUACGUAGCUGCUAGUCUUAUAUCAUCGGCGGGGACAUGGUUAGUCAUUCUCUCCGCAUUGAUAGGUGUUGCUGCAGUGGUUGCAACGUGCACUAUCUAUUGUUUAGCGAAAAAGUACAAGAAGAGAUCAAAACGUAUACCUAUAGCGAGAGUUCCUCCCGAACCUUAUGGUGCUGCAGCACCUGUCUUCUUCUCGGAGCCUAUUUAUGGACCUUUGUAAAUACAACGAUGCAAACAAUUUGCGAAUACAUAUAUACUUUGAAAUGCGCUUAAUGUUCAGAAAUAAUAUUACUUUCUAGGAUUCGCUGUAAGAUGCAUUUGUGAUAAAAAUACUCAAUAUAUAAUAUACCCUUUUACAAAUACCAUAAGUGAAUGUAAAGCAAAUGGAAAAUAUUAUCCUCAUUUAUCUUUAAACGUAGUUGUUUAGUUUUAAGCAAAAUUAUAUUUAUUUCGUGUUGUAUCAAUGAAAUUGAAUAAUGUUAAGUCAAAAAUUAAAAUUAGUACAAAAUUAUA